Molecule: messenger RNA, 2072 nt
Organism: Aspergillus nomiae NRRL 13137
Lineage: Eukaryota; Fungi; Ascomycota; Eurotiomycetes; Eurotiales; Aspergillaceae
Product: putative ubiquitin C-terminal hydrolase Ubp8
Exons: 7
Coding region: 405-1880 (491 amino acids)
Biological process (GO): protein deubiquitination
Molecular function (GO): cysteine-type deubiquitinase activity
Source: RefSeq, a predicted model, not a curated record
CGGUCUUACGGAGUUAAGGACCUUACUUAUCUGGGGUAGCGUUCGGGACGGAGCCGACGACGGAACACAGAAGUCGCCGCGCAAACCAUUUGCGGUCACCACAUCCAGUUCAGACACUCUCGAAUUGCUGCAGUUCAAAGGCCUUUUAUUUGUUGGGAGCAGGCCUCCGAGAAUCAUGAUGCUGAUGUGAUACAGCCAAGGUACUUGACGGCGUUUAAAUCCAUGGAUUUCCAUUGUACUUGCAGCUGAAGCCAACGUCACUCUCUUCCAUCUAUGCGAAGGAUCCCUUGGCACCUACUGUGAUAUACCUACAAUCGUUCUUCGGUGUCGCGGGCUUAUCCUUGGCUGCACAGCUCUUUUGAUACGUCUGGUACAACAUAUAAUCCCCUUAAUCCCACCUCGCAAUGGCUAGCGUAGCUUGUGUCUCGCUCCUCUCCGAGGCUGAGUUUGGUUGCGAGCAUCUUACGGCGCAACUCUCCCAGGACGGAGGUGCGGGUGACCAGUUCAGGGCAUCAUUUAUCAAGACACAUAAUGCUUUGGCUCCUCGAUCCAAAUCUGGGGAGUCGGCUACUACACAGAAAGGCCUACGUACAACCAGCUUUUUAAAACCAAAGUACAUGUGCUUGACCUGCUCCGAUCCAUUCAUAAAUGGUGACCGAAAGGCCCAUACAGAAAAGACCGGUCAUCAAUUCUACAUGGAAUCAAGAAGUCGCACGCUAUUCUGUCAGGGAUGUGGAGACUUCGUUUAUGACUAUGGCCUUGAGAGACUAAGAUCAUCAACAGCAGAAAGCACGCUAAAACUUGCUCAAAAACGUCGGUUUAGCGAAAGCUCGACCGACGAGCUAUACGUCAGGAGUAAUGCAAACAAGCGUUCUUGUGCAAAGCAAGGUGUCAGGGGGCUAUUCAACCUCGGACAAACAUGCUAUCUGAAUGUUAUUCUCCAGACGCUCCUUCAUGACCCAAUCCUCAACACUUACUUUCUAGGAAGCGGACAUCAAUCACAUGACUGCACCAUGUCUGAUUGUAUAGCGUGCGCUGUUGCAGAGGCAUUUGCGGACUUCAACAGCAGUGACAAGGCAGAAGGGUUUGCAGCCCUGAACCUGCUUUUGGCCUCGUGGCGUGCAAGCUCUCAGGCCUUAGCGGGAUAUCAGCAACAAGAUGCACAUGAAUACUACCAGUUUCUUGUCGACAAACUACACUCUAGUACUGACGGACACCACGAGAACCAUGAGAAAGGCUGCCCUUGCUUUUUCCACAAGACAUUUUACGGCAAGCUCCGAAGUAGCGUAACAUGUGACAAGUGUGGAAAUGUCACACGUACGGACGAUCCCAUGGUGGAUCUAAGUUUGGAUGUCCAGGUGCAGGCGAAGAAGCGCGCCAUGGGCGGUGCUAGGGCCUCGUCCCCUCCGACGUUGAGCGGAUGCCUGGAAAGCUUCACAUCCCCUGAAAAACUAAUGGCAGGCGUUUACAACUGCAGUGGUUGCGGUGGGAGCGCUCAAAAGGCCACGAAACAACUACGCAUUAAGAAAUUGCCGGCAAUUCUAUGUAUGCAACUAAAGCGCUAUGAACAUACAUUUUCAGUCUCCGAGAAGCUGGAGGGCCGCAUAGACUUCCCACUGUCUAUCAACAUGCUCCCGUACACAACCAACCCCAACUCCCGCGCGGAUAAAUCGAGAUAUAUCUAUGACCUUUCAUCUGCCGUGGUGCAUAAAGGGAAAUUGGAUGCAGGGCAUUACUACGUCUACUGCCGGCAGGGUGAUGAGUGGAUACUCUUCAACGAUGACCAAGUCACGUCUGUGACCGAGGCCGAUGUCCUCAGUGCCGAUGCAUAUCUUCUCUUUUACAACCUUCGGUCCUUAGCUAGUGCUCCAUCGCAGUAGUAGGACCUAGAUUUACCACAUUGUAAUGUGGACUAGUUGCUCAUUGCAUACUUCUUUUUUGGCCUGGAGUCCAUGGGCAUGGGUUUAUAUCUUUGUUUGCAAUAUGCAUGUGAAUUAGUUAGGUCAUUGUUGUAGGAUCAACCUAUUAGUAUAGAAAACUAAACCAUUGCAUGACCAGUGUCAUUGGAUCGA